Molecule: messenger RNA, 1683 nt
Organism: Sphaerulina musiva SO2202
Lineage: Eukaryota; Fungi; Ascomycota; Dothideomycetes; Mycosphaerellales; Mycosphaerellaceae
Exons: 4
Coding region: 37-1428 (463 amino acids)
Molecular function (GO): protein binding
Source: RefSeq, a predicted model, not a curated record
GUCACAGUAUCAUUUUAUCUGUGAAGCUUGCAUAUCAUGCCAUCAGUUGACUCGCCCACCCUGAUUGUGGCAAGAUAUCUCAAGUCAAAUGGCUAUACAGAAACAUAUGAAGCCUUUAUCGCAGAGGCUGGGCUACCACAAGAUGCGGGUGUCGUCGUCAAGGGCCAGCUGGACUUAGAGACGCUUCUCGAUGAGAAGAAGAAUUUUGAUAUUGCCGUAAAGUUCGAGAAGCUGGGCCUGGAAAAUGCCAAUACGGGGUGGAAACAGCCUGCACCGUCAAAUGCCAGAAUAAUCGAUGAGCUUCCUACGUCUUCGAAUAUCCUCAGCGCAAGAGUAGAGGAGUUCAAAGAUCAGGAUGGAAACGAGCAACCACUUCUGCUUGCGACUACUGCAGACAAGCGUGUGCAUCUGAUCAAUGCGAACAACAAUGCUCUACAAGCAUCGUAUGCGACGAUUCACGAUGCUCCGGCGCUCUCCGCGUUGAAGAUUGGCGACAACACUCUGAUCACAUCGUCUAUGUCUGGACAGCUGCAUCUGAGCGACUUGUCUGGCAAGUGCUUCGCCAAACGUCGAGACCACUCCAAAUACGUGGUCAAAGUCGCCGUCUUCGAGGACAAGCUACAUGGAUCCGUCAUCGCAACAGCAGGCUGGGAUAAUAAAGUCGUCAUCUACCACGUAGACUCAACCGACGACGAUCUCCAAUUGAACGAACCGUCCGCCACCAUCCCCUUACAAACGAAGCCCGAAGCAAUGGUCUUCGUCCGCCAUCCAGAGACCAACCUACCAGUUCUCAUCCUCAGCCGAACCGACUCCAACAACAUAUACUACUACACAAUCGAAACUCAACCUCGCCUCCUCGGACAACAGAAUCUCGCACCACACUCCAACGCCUGGGUCGCGUUCACACCAUCAGCGUUGGAAAUCUGCCCGACAGACCCAACGCUGCUCGCAGUCGGCACAUCUUCCAUCCCUCACAUGAAACUGCUCCUCGUGAGAUUAUUGUUCCCCUCUUGGGAGCCUGAACCCCCACGUCCUCCACCUACCGCUCUGCGAACAUCUCUCCUCGACGAUGAUGCGCCCGCGCAGCAGGAAACACAAGCCUCGCAAGCUCGCGCAGCACUCGUCAUUGCCGAGCGAGAAUUUGCGGCGAUCCAAAUUCACGCGACGACCAUGGCUCCACAGACUCCCUACUCGACACCCGCGGUGGCGUGGAGACCUGCUGGCGACGGAGUGUGGGUGAAUGGAGAUGAUGGGGCGGUGAGGGGUAUCGAAGCGAGUACGGGGAAAGUGGUCAGUACGCUGCGAGGGCAUGAGCCCGGAAGUAAAGUACGGUGUUUGUGGGCGGGACAUGUCCCCGGAGUGGGGGAGAUGUUGGUGUCGGGUGGAUUUGACCAUAAGUUGAUUUUGUGGACGAGUGUACCUACCUAAGGUAAGGUAGGUAGUAGUGUGUGAUGGAAAUACCUAAGUAUGGAAUCAUCACGAGGGAGAAGAAAUGCGCGAUGAGUGCCAAAGAUGAUGAAUCACCUUUUUUCUGCUUCUUCUUCGGCCAAUUGUUUAUACAGCACAGGCGGUGCCGCUUGUAUGCCGUGUUGUGAACGUGGCGUGGUGCUUUUUUGUUUUUUUCUCGCAGAAGCGAAAUCAUCUAGACCCUGCAGCGUCUGGAGCGGGCAAGCCAAGAGAAAC